Messenger RNA from Cannabis sativa, 2698 nucleotides. Its product is annotated as ankyrin repeat-containing protein At5g02620. The transcript is spliced from 3 exons. NCBI's taxonomy places the organism in Eukaryota, Viridiplantae, Streptophyta, Magnoliopsida, Rosales, Cannabaceae. The record is from RefSeq and is a predicted model, not a curated record. Gene Ontology annotation, molecular function: protein phosphatase 1 binding; protein phosphatase regulator activity. The coding region runs from base 900 to 2492 and encodes 530 amino acids. Gene Ontology annotation, cellular component: plasma membrane.
UUACCUGGAUUUCGUGGUGACCUUUUCCAUUGGUUUAGUCUUACUUUCUUUCACGUAACCCUUUUUCAUAAAGUGUGUUUCAUAACUUUUAUGAGCUUGACCCUUCACUCAAUAUGUAGGCGCACAUAAUCAAAUUUCACACUAUAUCUCCUCUUCACUCUCUUUCUGAGCAUCUGGGAAUUCAAAUAGGUGAGUCUUUUCUGUGAACCUCAACCACUUUACUAUUGAAAUGAGCAUCAUUAGCUAUUAUUGAUCUAUAAAAUUACUGAUCCGAUUCGUUGAAAUUAGCAAAGUGACCCUUUAGCUAUUUUUGUAGUUUGUUGGAAUAAAUAGACGUAUUGGGUAAUUUUCAAUUCCUCAUAGUCCUUGCCUUUUGAUUAGUUAGUUAGUUAGAUACACAUAUUUCCUACAAUUGUAGAAGUCUUGACCCUUUUCUAUUCUUCUUAUCCCCUUCUCUCUUUCAAAAUGAUUGACUGAGAAACAAGGUUGAAUCUUUAAGACGAAGUGGGGGUGGAUUCAAUUAUUUAUAUAUUGAAGACACCAAGUGGGUUAUGUUUUUUUAAUACUUAAAUUUUGGGUACAGAACAUGUCAGGGUAUUAUAUGGAAUCAAGGAAUCAAAAGAAGAGGCUUCCACGUGCUCAACCUUGGAAUCAACUCAGUUAUCUCAUCAUCCAUUUUGUUCACGAGUUGAAAUCUUUGGUAGGCAGCCAUGGUUGAGUUUUGAUCCGGGCCUUACAUAGAUAGAAUAAAGGGAUUAUUUUUAAAUCCAGAAAAGAUUUAUCCAUAUUCUCAAAGGUUGGAAAGGAAAGUUCCUCCUUUAUAUAUUUUCCUUGUGUUUGUUUUUAUCAACUUCUUCUGUUGGAGCAACAAACUCAGAACAUCUAAUAAGAAAAAGAAGAUGGUAAAAAGGUCAGCAGGAGAGAGAGGAGACACUCCCUUGCAUUUGGCUGCAAGAUCAGGAAAUCGUGAACUGGUUCUGGAAAUAAUCUCAAAGACUAGUGAGGAGGUAGAAUUAAAGGAAAUAUUAGCAAAGCAGAAUCAUGCUUGCGAAACCCCUCUUUAUGUGGCCUCUGAGUAUGGGUAUGUUGAUAUGGUGGAAGACAUGAUAAAGCACUAUGACAUUGAUACAGCUGGUACCAGAGCUAGGAAUGGCUUCGAUGCAUUUCAUGUAGCUACUAAACAAGGGAAUUUAGGGGUGUUAAAGGUGUUAAUGGAGGCUCUCCCAGAACUCGCAAUGACUGUUGAUCUGACAAACACAACAGCUUUGCAUACUGCUGCUGCACAAGGCCAUGUUGAUGUGGUUAAUUACCUCUUGGAUAGUUUUGGCAGCCUGGCCAACAUAACGAGAAGCAACUGCAAAACCGCACUGCAUUCUGCGGCAAGGAAUGGGCAUUUGUUGGUUGUCAAAGCUCUGUUGAGUAAAGAGUCUGGAAUUGCUGUGAAAAUUGAUAAGAAAGGGCAGACUGCUCUUCAUAUGGCAGUUAAGGGACAUAACGUUGAGCUGGUGACUGAAAUGUUGAAGGCAAAUCAUUCUUUGAUAAACAUGGUUGAUGCUAAGGGCAACACUUCCUUGCAUAUAGCUAGCCGAAAGGGUCGAGCUGAGAUUGUUCAGCUGCUGCUAAAUCACAAGGGAGUGGACACGACUGUCAUUAACAAAGAUGGCGAAAGUGUACUUGACACUGCUGAUCGAAAUGGACAGCCAGAGAUUGCUGCUGUCCUAAGAGAACAUGGCAUUCAAAGCGCCAAAUUCAUUAGACCACUAAGUUCAACAAGAUCCCGAGAACUGAAACAAACUGUCAGUGUAAUCAAACAUGAAGUACAUCACCAACUUGAGCAUACACGCCAGACACGAAAACAAGUACGAGGAAUGGUUAAACGACUCAACAAAAUGCACUUAGAAGGCCUCAACAACGCGAUCAACUCAACCACGGUUGUUGCUGUUCUCAUAGCCACCGUUGCCUUUGCUGCUAUCUUCCAAGUCCCUGGCCUGUACCCUGUUGAUGCUUCAAAAUUAACUCCAAACCUCUCAACUGGUGAAGUCCUUGUUGGUCCCAGAAUUGAAUUCAUCAUCUUCUUCAUAUUUGACUCAUUUGCUCUCUUCCUAUCACUAGCUGUUGUGAUUGUCCAAACCUCAGUUGUUGUUGUAGAGAGAAAAUCAAAAAAGAAACUCAUGGCAAUCAUAAACAAGCUGAUGUGGUUGGCUUGUGUUAUGGUGUCAGUGGCAUUUUUAGCACUGUCAUAUAUUGUUGUGGGAGAACAUCAUAGAUUAUUAGCCAUUGGCGUAACUGGUAUAGGAACAGUAAUUAUGGCAACAACACUGGGAACUAUGUGUUAUUGGGUCAUAGUAAACAGGCUACAAUCUUCCAAAUUGAGGAGAAGCCUUAAGAGAUCAAUGACUAAUAAUAGUCAGUCACCACAAUCAUGGUCAGUUACAAUAAUGUCUGAUACUGAUAUACUAAAUAGUGAGUAUAAGACAGUGUAUGCACUUUGAAAGACCAAAGGUAGCAUAUAUUAAGUCUGAGAUGUAAAUUGGCCUCUUCACAAGUAACAUAGACAAUGUGUAUAUAUAAAUUAAAUUAUGUAAGACUGAACUUCAGUAAUUUGCCAAAUUGUGAUAUGAUAAGAAUAACAGAAGAUCAUUACUGUAGUAUUACUAUUUCAAUUUGAUGAUAGCCCAAGGGAUCGUGUUCGAUAAAA